AUAUGAUCACCUAGAAAGAAAGCCAAGUCAUUGCCGUGUUUGACCUUUAAACCCUUUCGCACCAAAAAUAUAUUUAUGUAUAGAAAAUAAUAAUAUUAUAAAACUGAUUAAGAGAUCGAGAUUUUGAUUUUGAUUUUUAUAUUUAUGAAUCCAAGUCGUUUUGGUUCUUUUUCUUCUUCUUCUCUCCAAGUCUUUUAUUCAGUGUUUUUGAGUUUUUCUUUUCUUCUUUCUCGAGAAAAUUCUUGUGAUACUUUCUCGAGAAAGUUUUCGGUGGUGAAGAAGAGGAAGAAGAGAAAGAAAACAAGGGUCGGAGGAUAUGAGAGGUGCCGGUAGUAUUACUAUUGAUGGAGACUCCAGAGCUUUGAAUAACGCUUUAGAAACUAUUAACGCUGCUGCCACUGCGAUCGCCUUUGCUGAGAAUCGUGCUCCUCAAGCCUCUGUUCCCAAGAGAAGAUGGGGGAGUUGCUGGAGCCUAUAUUGGUGUUUUGGAUUCCCCAGAAACAACAGAAAGAGAAUUGGGCAUGCUGUUCUUGUUCCAGAAACAUCACAACCAGGAACCACUGCUCCAAGAGCUGAAAAUAUAUCCCAACCACCCACCGUUGUAGCACCUUUCAAUGCUCCUCCCUCCUCGCCUGCAUCUUUUUUUCUAUCAGAACCUCCAUCUGUUACACAAUCUCCAGCUGCUUUUCCAUCACUCUCUUCUGUAUCUGCCAGUAUGUACUCUCCAGGGCCCCCUUCAAUGUUCGCAAUUGGUCCUUAUGCACACGAAACUCAGUUAGUUUCACCACCUGUUUUCUCUACUUUCACAACCGAACCAUCAACUGCUCCCUUUACUCCACCUCCCGAAUCUGUGCAUUUAACAACGCCUUCCUCUCCCGAGGUUCCAUUUGCUCAGUUGCUUGACCCAAAAUUUCAGAAUGGCGAAGCUGGUCAGAGAUUCCCCAUAUUCCACAACGAAUUCCAAUCCUAUCAGCUCCAACCUGGAAGCCCAGUUGGUCACCUUAUAUCUCCAAGCUCAGGCAUAUCAGGUUCUGGCACAUCUUCUCCUUUCCCUGAUAGAGAUUUUGCUGCAAAUGGUCCCUACUUCCUUGAAUUCCGAACAGGUGAACCUCCAAAGCUACUGAACCUCGAUAAGCUCUCCAAAUUCGAUUGGGGCUCAAGACAAGGCUCUGGCUCAUUGACACCAGAUACCUUGAAGCCCUCUCCUCCACCUACUGAUGGUUAUCUCCUUAAAACUCAUACAUUUGAGGCUACACCAAACUUGCCUUCACACUUCAGAUACCGCAAUGGCGAAACUGUAGCUGACCAUAGAGUCUCAUUUGAGCUAACUAGUGAAGAUGUUGUAAGGUGUGUGGAGAGGAAAUCUUUGGCCUUGGCUGGAGCAGUAUCCACAUCUCUAAGAGACACAUCAAUAAUGGAAAGAGAAGAACACAAAACAGCCAAUGGUUGUUACAAUGAUGAUGACCGAGUUGGUGAAACAUUAAACAAGGACGCCCCAGAGAAGGCUCCAUCUUGUGUGGAGGAAAAUGGGGAUGAGGUAGCGAGUGAUCAGAGUCAUAGGUCCAUAACUCUUGGUUCUGGUUCUGCCAGGGAAUUCAAAUUUGACAAUGCAGCAGAUGCAGUAGAGUCUCAGAAGUCAGAAAUAAACUCAGAUUGGUGGGCUAAUAAGAAAGUUGCAGGGAAGGAAGGUGCGCCACCCUGUCAAGAUUGGGCCUUUUUCCCUAUGAUGCAACCAAGUUUAAGUUAACUUUGCCUGCCUCCUUUGUGAAUUGUGGGGGACCAGAUUGGUGCAUCGUUAAGGCCAUAAUAGGCUCCUGACUAUAGAGUUUUUUUUUUUUUUGAACGAAUGACCUAUGACCCUUAGAAAAGGCGAUAUUUUGUAAAUAAUAAUAAUAAUAAAAGCAAGAAAUUGGGGGAGGUGGUGAUCUGAUCAAAUUAGGCUCUCAAAAAAGGUAUAGAUAGACAUUAGUUAUAAAAGUAACUUGUUUUUCAUAUUUUGUCAAUGUUUUCCACGUUUCGUUUUUAUGUGAACGCAGUCUGGUUGACUUCUUUUUUUAA
This is a messenger RNA of Cannabis sativa, 2058 nucleotides long. RefSeq lists its product as uncharacterized. NCBI's taxonomy places the organism in Eukaryota, Viridiplantae, Streptophyta, Magnoliopsida, Rosales, Cannabaceae. The transcript has 2 exons. The coding region runs from base 317 to 1747 and encodes 476 amino acids. The record is from RefSeq and is a predicted model, not a curated record.